Messenger RNA from Prunus avium (sweet cherry), 2186 nucleotides. NCBI's taxonomy places the organism in Eukaryota, Viridiplantae, Streptophyta, Magnoliopsida, Rosales, Rosaceae. The record is from RefSeq and is a predicted model, not a curated record.
UCAUGUCUCAUGCUAAUGUUUAAUUUUAGUUUGUUCUUUCAGCUUGCAAACAUAAUAUGGGGUGAGGCAGGUGAGAAUGAUGAUCAUAUUGUGCCUUAUCCUGAGGCAAGUGAUGAUUAUUGCAACAAGAAGGAAUGGAGUCAAGAAUCUCAUACCAUCAAGCCUACUGAACAGAAGACCCCUGGGCCCAAAAUUGACUUGCAUAGCAGUUCCAACUUUGACAUCAUUGAAGGAAUUUCAACCUCUGAAUUUGGAACGGACUCGUGGCCUGAUUUAUCUUUAUCCGAUGUUGCCAAAACUGAACAGCAUUGCAUAGGAAGAUAUGGCAAUGAUGACUCUAUAUUUGGCCAUGCAAGUCUUGGUAACACUGACGAGCUAUGGUCUUCUUCUAGAGAUGCAACUACAAGUCCAAUCAAAGCCUUUCCUGUAUCUUCAGACUCACCAAGUUUCACAUCAGGAGCACUAAGCAAUGCAUCUGAGAAAUUGGAAAUUAAAACAGAAUAUGCCCAGAAAGAUGACGAGUCAAUCACCCCUGGCUAUGGAAAGACGAAUUAUUCUGCAUCUCAUGGUCUGCAGAAUGCACUUGAUCAUGUAGAAUAUGCUGGAGGUAAAAGUAAGCCCAUGGCAAAGGAACAGACAGAUUUGGACAUGGGAAAAAGCACUCUGACAAAUUCUUACUUGAUUGCUGAGAAUUCUUCUACCCCAAAUGAAAUAGCUAAUAAGGUUUCUAGACAUAGAAAAAUUAUGAAGGGUCGCAGAAAGUUGGAGGAGAAAAGCGAGGAGAAAUCAUUGCAAGAUUUUUAUGGCACAUGGCCUUCAUCAAGAACCCCUUCCGGACAUUCUGAGAACCAAUUGGCACACUUCAUGCUACAAUCUUCUCCUUCGUCAGAGCUCAGCCAGAAGAGACAGCUUCAAGGACCUGAGUCUUUUCCAUACCAACAUAUCUCAAACCAAUAUGUGGCCCAGUCUAUGUAUGGGAACCUCACUAAUCUAAACCAUGCUACAUAUGUGCCGUCUCACAUUCAGCCUGGGGAGUUGAAGCAUAAACAUUGUUUUUCUAGUUAUGAAGUUUCUCCUGGGAGUGCAAAGGCUAUAAACAAGUCAGCAGAUACUUCUGUGAAGCCUCUGACCAUGACUCCUCAAGAAAAAAUUGAAAAGUUAAGGAGGCGGCAGCAACUACAGGCAAUGCUUGCCAUUCAGAAACAACAGCAACAAUUUAGUCAUCAAAUCUGUAGUACCAAUCAUUCUACCACUCAAAAAUGUCCUCGAGAAAACAAAAUUCAGCAUUUUGAGAAAGCUGAUCUGGAAGUUGAAGGCUUUAGCACUCUUCCUUCUCUGGACCGAAACUCAUCUGCAGAACAAGAUGAUUCCAGUAUGGUUUCUGCAGCAAUUGAUGAUCACUCAACGGAGGAUACAAUACUUUACAGGCUUCAAUAUAUUAUAUCAAAGUUGGACAUCAAAAUAAGACUUUGCAUACGGGAUAGCUUGUUCCGGUUGGCUGAAAGUGCAAUGCAAAGGCAUUAUGUUAUUGAUACUAGCAGUUCAAACAAAACUAGCAAGGAUGAGGAUGAAGUCGUUGCAAAGGAGGACACCAAUAGUCAUAACAGGCAUGGUAGGAUGCUAGAUGUCGAAACAGAGACCAAUCCCAUAGAUCGAAUCGUGGCCCAUUUGCUCUUCCAUAGGCAUUUGGAUUUAUCAGAGAAACAUUCUGACGCACCUGAAUCACCUGUUUCUUCUAAGUUGACAUGUGAACACAAAGCAGGUUUAGUGAACGUGUCAAAUGAAUGCUUGCCAGACAGUUUGAAGAACAAACAAUGCUUUCCUCGUGAAGGAUCUACAAAUUAUUGCCCAUUGGGUGGUCCGACACAUGGUGGAGCUAUGAAGGCUGAAGCCUCUCUGUGAACAAAUAUGUGUCACAUAAUUUGAUAAGGCCAACCACGAUCUUCAUCAAGUGUGGUCAUGGAGCUUCCGGCAACACUAUCGAUGGGGAGUAUCCUAUAAUUGAAUACGCUUCAUAAAAAGAUUGCAUGUUUCAAGACAAUGUUCAGUAUAAGUAGUUAUGCAUGUGUCAACUGUCAUAAGAUUGGCUAAAGUGCCUCUUUAAACAUAAACGAGGCCAUACCUUGCUACCUGUGUGAGUAAGAUUUGCUAUGUAUGAAGAGUUGGAGCUGCAUAUUUAGCUAGUA